Effrenium voratum is the source of this 1563-nucleotide messenger RNA. The record is from the annotation of a GenBank genome assembly. NCBI's taxonomy places the organism in Eukaryota, Dinophyceae, Suessiales, Symbiodiniaceae.
AUGGGGGCUGCUGAGGGAUGUUGCGCGAAGGAGGAAGUUUGGCAGGCAAGUGUCAGUGUAUCUGAGGCACCUGUCUAUGCUCAGGCCGUCAUUGCAAAUGCUGCUGCGGACGACUUGGGCGCAGCGUCGGACAAGCUCGGGGAGUGCACGAGUCGUCAAGACGAAUGGGAGUUGGUGGACAAGGAAGUCAUCCGCGGGAUUCCGCUGAAGGUUUCCUUAAGAUUCUUUGGCAAACUUUGGCGGACAUCUCCAAUCGACCUGAAGGAUAAGGAGUGCGAAGACCUGUGGAUGCAGUCAAAACCUGCGGAGUACUUCGAUGUCUUUCUGUCACAUACCUGGAUGAGUUCUGGCAGAUGGAAGAUGAUUUCGUUGCUGAUUCAGUCCAGCUGGCCCUUCGUGGCAUUUUCCUGGGCCUGCACUGUGCUGAUUUUCUGCGCCCUGUGCCUUCUGGACAUCUUGCCAAUGCCAUUCUUUUACCGAGCUGAAGUCCUGGGAUUUAAUGCUCUGUGCCCCCUUGGUCCCUGGCUGCUUUUCCCAGGCAGCUUGGUGCCCGCACUGUCCAUCUUUUUGUGGCCAUCCAUGCCAGAAGUCGGAUGCCUAAGGUCCGAGUGUUGCUUUUUGGAUGUGGUUUCCAUCCACCAGAGGGAUGAUGUGCUCAAGGAACGGGGGAUCUACGGCUUGGGUGGCUUCCUGAAAGUCUCCCGCGAGCUGCGCGUGCUUUGGACCACGCCGUAUCCAACGAGGUUGUGGUGCAUGUUUGAGGUGGCCGCAUACCGCAGUGUUAACCCACAAGGGCGUAUCAACAUUACACCCAUUGCUGUGGAGCUGAGCGCGUUGGUGUUCAUGCUUGGGACUUUGGUUGUAUCCAUAGGCCUUUGGUGCAGGCAUGCUGCUCAUGCUGCGAGAGCGACCCCAUUCAUCACGCUGAGCCCUUGGGCAUUUCUCGCUUGCACGGUGCCAGGUCUCUUUGUCAUACAUUCUGUGCGGAGGAACAUGGAAGAGAGGAUUCAGAUGAUUGAUGGCCUGAACCAAUUCGAUGCGGAACAGGCUGGCUGCAGAUCCGAGUUUGAUAAGAGCUUCAUCUUCACCGGCAUUCAGGCAUGGUUUGGCAGCUUGCAGGGCUUUAACCACUAUGUGAGGACCACACUCCGGAGUGAACUCUUAAGCAGAUGCAAGUGCGUUUUCCCGACCCGAUAUCUUGCGAUGAUCCUGCUCCCACCAGUGAGCCUGACUCUGGAAGUUGCUUUAGGCCUGUACAAAGGGGGUGCGCCACUCCGCUCUAUCAUGGCCUUCGCGGCUUCCAAUUUGUGCCUGCACGUGGUUUGGCUGACGCUCGAUGUCAAAUUGGCGACUGGACUCUCCCAGCGCUUCUACGAGCGCGGCAGCACCGUCUGCAUAGAUUUCGCCAAGUCUCUAUCUAUUUUCCUCGCUGUCGUCAUUUUUUCCUACUCAGGGUUACUUGCGGCUGCAGCCAGCAGUGCAACCAGCGAGGGGGCUGUGGUCCUUUGGAUGAGCACGGCAUUUGCCACUUUGGGAUUUGCUGUGUGGCGUGGCCUAGUGUGA